This is a messenger RNA of Cetraspora pellucida, 2264 nucleotides long. The record is from the annotation of a GenBank genome assembly. Lineage: Eukaryota; Fungi; Glomeromycota; Glomeromycetes; Diversisporales; Gigasporaceae.
AUGCCCCAACUCGCUGACAGUCCGUCUCCUACUUCUCCAACCUUUGACGGGAAGGUGACCAGACUUAUAGUAGUUUCUAACCGUCUGCCGCUCACCAUCACAAAAACGGAUAAUGGCUGUACCUUUAAAUUGUCUUCUGGUGGCCUGGUGAGCGCGCUCAGUGGCCUGAAAAAAAGGAUGGCAUUUACCUGGAUUGGAUGGCCUGGCAUCAACAUACCAGAAGAAGAAAGAAGUCAAGUCAUCGAUCAAUUAGCAAACUAUUCUUGUGUUCCCGUUUAUGUUGAUGAUGAUUUGGCGGAUCGGCAUUAUAAUGGUUUUUCCAACUCUAUAUUAUGGCCGUUGUUUCACUAUCAUCCUGGCGAAAUCACUUUUUCCCAACAAGAUUGGGAAGCAUAUGAAAUUGUUAAUGGUCUUUUCGCAGAAACCGUUAAUGAGAUUGUUCAAGAUGGUGACUUGGUGUGGGUUCAAGAUUACCACUUGAUGCUACUACCAGCCAUGCUGAGAGAAAAAAUGGGUGAAAGCAAAUUAAAUGUAAAAAUUGGAUUUUUUUUACAUACACCAUUUCCAAGCAGCGAGAUUUAUCGGAUUCUUCCCGUUCGAAAAGAAGUCCUUAACGGCGUACUUAAAUCCGAUCUGAUUGGAUUCCAUACUUACGAUUAUGCACGUCAUUUCCUAUCUUCAUGCACUCGUAUACUAGGCUUGUCGACAAUGCCAAAUAGUGUAUACUAUGACGGUAGACACGUACAUGUUGGUACAUUUCCAAUCGGCAUUGAUCCUGAAAAAUUUGCCGAAGGUUUAAAAAAUCCAGUUAUUCAAAAGCGUAUCAAAUCCCUGGAAGAAAAGUUUAAAGGUGUUAAAUUGAUUGUUGGUGUAGAUCGACUUGAUUAUAUAAAAGGUGUUCCGCACAAGUUUCAUUCUUUGGAAGUAUUCUUAAGCGAACAUCCGGAAUGGGUCGGCAAGAUUGUGCUUGUUCAAGUAGCUGUACCAUCUCGACAGGAUGUUGAAGAAUAUCAAAAUUUGCGAGCUGCUGUCAACGAGUUAGUUGGUAGAAUUAACGGCCAAUUUGGUACUGUAGAAUUUGUGCCAAUUCACUUCUUGCACAAAUCUGUUUCUUUUGAAGAAUUAGUGGCAUUAUACGCAGUGUCAGAUGACAGACAUGGUGUAUUAAUUCUCAGCGAGUUUGCUGGUGCUGCUCAGUCUAUGAACGGUUCAAUCAUUGUAAAUCCUUGGAACACUCAGGAGCUUGCUAGUGCUAUUCACGAAGCUGUCACAAUGCCGGAUCAUCUGCGCAAAUCAAAUCAUCAAAAAUUAUAUCGAUAUGUCACCAAAUAUACUGCUGCUAACUGGGGAACUAGUUUCGUUAGUGAAUUAGUGCGUGUUAGUAAGGAAUUCAACUCCUACAUGAUCAUUCCACAUUUAAAGAUCAAUCAGGUUGUGGAAGCCGCAAAGUCCGCCAAAAAAAAAAGAGUCAUCCUAUUAGAUUAUGAUGGUACAUUGAAUGCCACUCAUAAAUUGGCAGAAUACGCGAAUCCUUCAAGUCAUAUUGUCUCUAUCCUCAAAACUCUUCAAUCCAAACCUAACACGUAUGUUUAUAUACUAUCUGGUCGUGGUCGUAUGCAUCUUGACCAAUGGUUUGAAUCGACUGGAAUUGGUUUGUCUUCUGAACAUGGAUGCUUCUACAAGCACCCAAAAUGUUUACAAGGAAAAAUAGAAUCGAAUUCAAAUAGUUCAGCUGAAGGAAGAUUUAUUAAAGAAGAAGGUGAUGGGUGGUACAGACUUGUGGAACCAUUGGAUUCUGCAUGGAAAACGAACGUCUGUGUCUUGUUUCAGCAUUAUACGGAAAGAACUCCAGGUACUUUUAUUGAGGAAAAGGAGAUCAACGUAACUUGGCAUUAUCGCGGUGCAGAUCUUGAGUUCGGUUCUUGGCAAGCUACAGAAUUACAAGUCAAUCUGGAGAAGCAAUUGUGCCAUAUGCCAUUAUCAAUCAUCUUAGGUAAUAAAACUUUGGAAGUACGGCCUUUAGCUGUCGAUAAGGCAACCGCAGUUCGAGCUAUUAUGAAAGAUCUACAAUUUACACAGGAUGAAGUAGACUUUGUACUCUGUAUUGGUGAUGGACAGACUGAUGAACCGGUAUUUGCCUUAUUGAAAGAAAAUUUCAAUGAUUGCUUUACGAGUACUGUCGAAAAGAAACAAACAGAUGCCAAUUAUUACCUUGAGAACAUUUCGGAGGUCCAACAAUUGUUAGAAACUUUGGCAUCGGACUU